GCCCUCUCCCCCCACCCUACCCCCUUUCCCGUUGGGACCCCCUCCUUUGCCCCCAGGCCUGUCCAGGGGUGGCCAUGCAGACCCCCCAACCGUCGCCCCUCGACCGGUCCCAUCGUUGGGCCUCCUCUUCCAACCGGGCCGGAGCGGGCAGGCCCGGACGAGGCCCGCAGCCGGUCCUGCUGCCGUCCAUGCUGAUGUUCGGUGUCAUCGUGGCGUCCAGCGGGCUCCUGCUCCUCAUCGAGCGGGGCAUCGUGUCCCGGGUGGGCCCCAUGCCCCCGCACCCCCAGCGGGGCCCGGCCCCGGAGGCCCCGUCCGACCCGGCCCACGGGGUCCGGCAGGACGUGCGCAACCGGACGGUGCGGGCGGUGUGCGGCCAGCCGGGGAUGCCCCGCUCCCCCUGGGACCUGGCGGCGGGGCCCCGGCGGACGGUGCUCCGACACAUCCUGGUCAGCGACCGGCACCGCUUCCUCUACUGCUACGUGCCCAAGGUGGCCUGCUCCAACUGGAAGCGGGUCCUGAAGGUGUUGGCCGGCGCCCUGGACAGCGUGGACGCCCGGCUGAAGAUGGACCACCAGCGGGACCUGGUGUUCCUGGCCGACCUGGCCCCGCAGGAGAUCCGCUACCGCCUGCGGACCUACUUCAAGUUCCUGUUCGUGCGGGACCCGCUGGAGCGCCUGCUGUCCGCCUACCGCAACAAGUUCGGCGAGAUCCGCGAGUACCAGCGCCGCUACGGGGCCCAGAUCGUCCGCCGCUACCGGCCCGGGGCCCGGCCCGACCCGCCGGGCGACGACGUCACCUUCGCCGAGUUCCUCCGCUACCUGGUGGACGAGGAGCCCGACCGCAUGAACGAGCACUGGAUGCCCGUCUACCAGCUGUGCCAGCCCUGCGCGGUGCGCUACGACUUCGUGGGCUCCUACGAGCGGCUGGAGGCCGACGCCGACCACGUGCUGAGGCGGGUCGGGGCGCCUCCGACCGUCCGCUUCCCCGCCCGCCAGCCCUGGUACCGGCCCGCCGGGCCCGACACCCUGCGCUACCACCUCUGCGCCGCCCCGCCCGCCCUCCUCCGGGACCUGCUGCCCAAGUACAUCCUCGACUUCUCCCUCUUCGCCUACCCGCUGCCCAACCUCACCAGGGAGGCCUGCCGCCAGUGACCCCCCCCCGGCCCCGGGGACCGGCCCUUCGCCAAGCGCGCCCACCCAAAAGUGGGCAUUGGCCGUCCCUUCGUUCUGUGCUUUGCACAGACUAAGCGCUUAACAGAUACCACGGUUACUAGUAUUGUUAUUAUGGAGCU
Molecule: messenger RNA, 1291 nt
Organism: Tachyglossus aculeatus (Australian echidna)
Lineage: Eukaryota; Metazoa; Chordata; Mammalia; Monotremata; Tachyglossidae
Gene: CHST14
Product: carbohydrate sulfotransferase 14
Exons: 1
Coding region: 75-1151 (358 amino acids)
Biological process (GO): dermatan sulfate proteoglycan metabolic process; carbohydrate biosynthetic process
Cellular component (GO): membrane
Molecular function (GO): sulfotransferase activity
Source: RefSeq, a predicted model, not a curated record